AUGCCCUUCCUCCUCACUCUCUCUCUCUCUCUCUAUUGUAUCUUCUUUCGAGAUCUUUUUCUUUCUUCACGUCUUUUUCCUCUUUGCCACUCUUUCUUAAUCUCUUUCGAGAUCUUUUCCUUUGUUCACGCCCUUCUCUUCUCUCUCUCUCUCUUUCUUUUUCUCUCUCUCUCUCUGUCUCUCUCUAUUUUCUAUUCGUGUUUAUGUAUCUAUCUAUGCUCAUAUUUAUCUAGUCCUAUUUCAUCCUAUCUAUCUAUCUAUCUAUCUAUCUAUCUAUCUAUCUAUCUAUCUCUAAAGCCAGUAGGUGUGUUAUUGUCAUCAUCGAAACUAAAAUGUAAUUCUCUCGUUCUCAAUCUAUCUAUCUAUCUAUCUAUCUAUCUAUCUAUCUAUCUGCAAUCAGUUACUUCAUUGUCUAUUUCAUUUUUUUUAUAUCUAUCUAUCUAUCUAUCUAUCUAUCUAUCUAUCUAUCUAUCUAUCUAUCAGUCACUUCAUUGUCUGUCAUUUUUCUAUCUAUCUAUCUAUCUAUCUAUCUAUCUAUCUAUCUAUCACAGUCACUUAAUUGUCUGUUUCAUUUUUUAUAUCUAUCUAUCUAUCACAGUCACUUCAUUGUCUAUUUCAUUUUUAUAUCUAUCUACGUAUCUAUGUAUGUAUGUAUGUAUCUAUCUAUCUCAGUUACUUCAUUGUCUAUUUCAUUUUUUUUUAUAUCUAUCUAUCUAUCUAUCUAUCUAUCUAUCUAUCAGUCACUUCAUUGUCUGUCAUUUUUCUAUCUAUCUAUCUAUCUAUCUAUCUAUCUAUCUAUCACAGUCACUUAAUUGUCUGUUUCAUUUUUUAUAUCUAUCUAUCUAUCACAGUCACUUCAUUGUCUAUUUCAUUUUUAUAUUUAUCUACGUAUCUAUCUAUCUAUCUAUCUAUCUAUUAAUCAAUCUAUCUAUUAAUCAAUCUAUCUUUUUAAUUAACACUAUAUACCGGAAUAAUUGA
This is a messenger RNA of Acanthosepion pharaonis, 978 nucleotides long. NCBI's taxonomy places the organism in Eukaryota, Metazoa, Mollusca, Cephalopoda, Sepiida, Sepiidae. The record is from the annotation of a GenBank genome assembly.